UUUGCAGUGGUUCGUGUUGUUUGUGGGCUACGCCUUAACACUGCUUUGGUUUACUGUUGUUUUAGCUGUGGGAGGGCAAAACUCGAGUGUUUUACUGUUUUUCUUGCCUGUGUGAGGGCGGAGCAAAGUAUCAUGGCGACAGAAGGAGAGCCUUUGGAUAUGGAGGUUGACAGAAGAGUGGAAUCUGAGUUGGGAGAUGAAGAAGGGAAGAAGAUUAAAGUAGUAGAAAUAGCAACCAACGAUGAGGCUCACCCCAGCCUGACAGAUGGAGAAAAUGGCAGUGAUCUUGCAGGGGAGGCACAGACUCCAGUUGACAUGGAAACAUUUACUUUGGAUCCAGAAGCAGAGGAUGUUGAUCUGAAUCAUCUACGGAUUGGAAAAAUUGAAGGAUUUGAAGUGUUAAAGAAAGUUAAGAUUUUGUGCCUUCGUCAGAACUUGAUUGCCAAGAUUGAAAACUUGGAUGAGUUGAAAACACUACGGGAACUUGAUUUGUAUGAUAAUGCAGUCAAGACUAUUGAAAACUUAGAUGCACUGCACGACCUAGAAAUCUUGGACCUUUCAUUCAAUGCAAUCCGUAAGCUUGAGGGCCUGACGAAUCUGACCAAGUUAAGGAAGCUGUUUUUGGUGAACAAUAAGAUAACAAAGAUCGAAAACGUAGGUCAUCUGCUGGAGUUGGAGAUGCUAGAGUUGGGUUCAAACCGUAUCCGGGUUAUAGAGAACAUAGAGACAUUGGCAAAACUAGAUAGUUUGUUCUUGGGAAAGAACAAGAUAACAAAGCUGCAGAAUCUGGAAGGCUUGACAAACCUGACAGUACUAAGUUUACAGAGUAACCGAAUAACAAAAAUUGAAGGCCUGCAAAACCUGUUAAACCUAAAGGAAUUGUACUUGAGCCAUAAUGGGAUUGAGAUAAUUGAAGGUCUGGAAAGCAAUAAAAAGCUGACCACAUUGGAUCUAGCUGCAAACAAGAUCAAAAAGCUUGAAAAUAUUAGCCAUUUAAUGGAGCUGCAAGAGUUCUGGAUGAAUGACAAUUUGAUAGAGAACUGGAGUGACCUCGAUGAACUGAAAAAUGCAAAGAAGUUGGAAACUGUUUAUCUGGAGCAUAAUCCUCUACAGAAGGACCCUCAGUAUAGAAGGAAAAUUAUGCUGGCACUUCCCAGUGUUCGACAGAUUGAUGCUACAUUCAGUCGGUUUUAAGCAAAAAAAAAAACCAAAAUGGACGCACUCCUGUGCAGGUGUGUGUGCAUUCAGAUUGAAAGACUGGCAUAAAACGGGCACACUGAGCACAUGCACGCUGUCUGCUUCUUGUACUCCCAACCAAAAGUGGAAGAAGAUUUUAUCCAUCUUCAGACUUUUUAAGUAUUCCAACAGUGCAAGAAGAACAUGACAUUAAAAACUAAUUUACAAGGCUCAUGUGUUUUUUUCCUUAACGAGACAAGAAAUUAAACUACAUAUGUUGGUGUUGAUUAUUUUUCUCAAUGCACUUUCAAGCUGUACAUCUGGAUUGAAGCAUGGAGUCAGAUUUUUUUCCUCCUGGCUACAAGCAUGGUUGUUUUCUGUCACUUACUGCUCAGUUAUGGUACGUUUUAAUUACCUGCGUUUACAGAUUGUCACGCUUCAGUUUGAACAAUAAACUGUUGAACUUGGUCCCUUAAAAUCAA
Protopterus annectens (West African lungfish) is the source of this 1658-nucleotide messenger RNA. RefSeq names its product protein phosphatase 1 regulatory subunit 7 (gene PPP1R7). Bases 133 to 1194 code for a protein of 353 amino acids. Gene Ontology annotation, molecular function: protein binding. The transcript has 10 exons. The record is from RefSeq and is a predicted model, not a curated record. NCBI's taxonomy places the organism in Eukaryota, Metazoa, Chordata, Ceratodontiformes, Protopteridae.